Messenger RNA from Racocetra fulgida, 507 nucleotides. The record is from the annotation of a GenBank genome assembly. NCBI's taxonomy places the organism in Eukaryota, Fungi, Glomeromycota, Glomeromycetes, Diversisporales, Gigasporaceae.
AUGAGCUACCUUGAAACUCUCGCAAAAAAUGAGUCAGAAGAAAUAAAAGAAAAGGCACAAAACGCCUUAAAGCUGCUGGUGGAAACUUCGCCACAUGUAGAAGAUCUUAACGAAGUGGAAAGAGGUGAAUACAUUUCUGCCAUCCUUCAUGGUGUCACCUCUACCUUCGAAGGACCAAAGGUAGUAGUGCGCAGAGAAUAUUCUCUAUCUGGCACUAAUGGUAAAGUAUUACCAUUUGAAAAGAAUGAUGAACUACAAUAUGCCUAUGGCAUUGUUACCACCGGCGAUAGGUGGUACUUUACCAUUGUCUCAUCUGACAAUGAAAUCGGAGCCAUCAGCGAAUCUAUCGAUUUGCAGUUGGAAAAUUUUCAAUUAAAUGAUAGUUAUUUGAAUGCCAUAAGAACUUUGUUUGCGGUAAUUCGGACAAUACUUUCCGACAUAAUGGAAAGUUUUGACGAAGAACCGCAAACAAAGAGACAAAGGCUUCUUCAACUGUUAGGUAAUUGA